GUUCAUUUGCAUAAGAAUACGUCUUAGCAACGAGAGACGCGACACAGACAAUUGCUAGACAUCGAUGUAAUUAUCCAUUAUUUCAACAAGUUCUGGGAGGAUAUCUAAACAACAGAGGUCAUGACGUCGCUGGAGUUGUUUCCUCCCGUUGACCACAACCCCAAGGUGCCCACGGAAUGGGGGUCAGGCAAACUGAAAGAAAACAUCAAUGCUUGGAAUCGGGGCCAAGGGGAACCGACAUGGCACUACACCGGGAAGCCAGUGAACCAGGACUACUCCCUGACCCAGCUCAAACUCAGCAACAUUCGCAGCAACGACGAAUUAAUACCAAGACCACAAGUAAUGGAAAUGGGAGAUCUGAUGAUAAACAAAGAUUUCCCGGCCGAACACCCUUACAGCUCACACAUCCCGCGCUACGCCGUCUUCCCGACAUUCCAAUCACCGGAAGACGCAAAACGGGGAGUGCAGGCGCGCCGAGAACAGCCGAUAAAUGCCGAAAUGCCAGCUACAGCUUAUGAUGUCCAAAUUGUACACAAAACCAAAGGAUAUGGAGAUCGUAGGGAGAUACAAUAUGUUCCAAAAGAGUCUGAGAAGCUAGCACUGGAGUGGUCCGGCGAAGAGGGAUUCCAUCAGUUGGUGAAAGCCAAGGGAGGAAGACAACAGUAUUACCCAACUCCUCUCAAAGUUGUCUGUCCAAACCUACAAGAUCGCGCGGAUAAACUGUCUGACAAGUCGGCCAAUGCACUGCGCAACAUUGAGCGCAACCAAUGGCAGACGACGUACGAUUUGAACAACACCGGCCUGGGUCCUCUGAAUCCAAUGAAGUUGGAUAAUUUGGAUGACAAGAGACGCGCCAUGGAUAUAUACGGCGUGGAGGAUAAUAAACUGUAUCCAAGAUCAACAAACACCUUUGAUCCGCCCCGCCCGUUUGAGGGAAGGAUUGCCCGCUCUAUCAUUCCUCGUCCACCACCCCAGAAACCAAACCCCACCGAGGACGAAAACACAGAUUAUGUCCCACGUAAGACCCUACGUGAGCGAGAGGAACACAGACUGUGGAACGGAACGGAGUAUGUCAAUCUCCCGGAUACCAACGAGGAGCAAAACAGGCACAUGCAGCGACUGCGGUGGAAGGAGUUGGAUGACGUCGCUCAUCCCAGACCUAACCUGGAAGGUGUCAGUCAACAGAAAGAGCGCCAGCCCGCGGACAACAUUCCCUGUCCCCCAGUGGUCGGCGUGCCCCAGGACACAGCGGAAAACUACCUACAAUCAACCAAGCAAAGACAGGAUGAGACAUUUCAACAAGUAGAGGCUCAGAAUAGAUAUGCAGUACUAGAGUUAGAGAAGCCACACCAUGAAAUUUCGGCAUUGAACCAUAAAAUGCAAAAGGUCCACGAAGGCGAAAAGCCGCGUACUUUUUACGGACACGAAGGGAAAUACAACGAAGAACGUGCAGGCCUGUAUAAAACAAGCUACAUUCCGGAAGUCCUCGCUCACUCAAUGAACGACCUCGAAACGAGUGGACCGGAAAUCAUGAAUACAAUGCACAGCCAUGUUGAUGCAGCGUACUUGCCAACGCAAUUAAGUCGGGACAUGAAAGAUGCGUUUCGAGGCGUGCGCACACUAAGUCUUAGUCAGCCCAAUCUUGCAGGGGAUAGACGAGAGAGUAGAGAAGUUAUCUUACCACACAAUGAACUCAAGAACGUUCAAAAACGAAUCCUACAGCCAACGGUAGAAAAUGCAAGAGUCAAAGUUCAAGAAGGGGAAACUGUUCUAACUGAGAGUAACAUGGGUGAUAGUUUCAAUACUCAUAAAUUCCUUCAAGAUUACAAAAUCACACCAGCUGCCAGAAACGAACCUCUAAAUCUGAUGUCUGUGGAAAAUAGUAAAUUAAAGAACGUACGGUCGGCUGCUGAGUUGAGAAAUAGAAACGGAUUGUCCAAGUCUGUAUCGUUUUCGGAUAGUGUGACCAUCGCCAGCAGUCGAGAAGACGGAAAGUUCCUCACCUUUAGUGCCGCGAUGGCAGAAGGAAAGGAAAACAAAGCAGGCGAUAAGGCAAACACGACCCAAUACUUGAGCACACAAGCAGAGUACCGGAAGGACAACGAAGGGUCCGCCAGACGACCCCAGCCUACCUUCCUGAUGCCUGAGCCUGCUCCUGUUAUCAAGGAAAGCACCCAGAUGACAAAUGACGUAGAACUUUCUCCCCGCCGACCCAGAAGGAGGCCUUUCUCAACCACAGAUACAGAAUACAGAGACGAAUUUGGUAGCUUGUCAUCAAACUUCGCUCCGUCAAACCUACGUCAUUCAUAUACUUUCCAAACCGCUUACGAAAGCCAGUUCCCGAAAUACCAUCACAUAAGUUAUAAAAGCGACGACAGAUUUAAGUGGGAACCUGGACACGGGGUGCCAAGACCCCAAUCAACGUUGCUUGCUAUCCAGGAUCAUUUCUCUAAGUCGGACAUUAGGAGAAACUUCCACGGCCAGUUUAGGGAGCAGAACCCGGAUCUUAGGAUGAAUAUUAUCAGUGGUAAAAAGCACGUGUUUGACGGCAUGAAUGCACAGGUUCUACACGGGUGAUCGCUCAGGGCCAAAUAGACCCUGAAAAGACUGAAUUGUAUUUAUAUUAAGUGUAGUCAUUUUGACCCGUUAUAGAUCACAACAUUGUUGUACAGUAAACCUUUUUCUUUUACUUCAAGCAUGUGAAUGAUAUGACUGUGAUGUUUGGUUGGCCGAUGGUCUCUUCUGUUUCUCUUUCGAAAAAAGGAAGCGACACAAGGAAGAUCAUUUCGAUCUACACUGGUUCUUGAGCCGAUGUCAGUAUUAAACUUAUCGAAGGUUCUAUGACGAAUGUUGGAAGAUUAAAAAUCAGUAUUACUUUGUUUUGCAAUAUGCAUUCUAUUUGUUAACUUUUUGAAGAAGUAUUUCUAUAUAUUUAGAUAAUGUUACAUGACUGACUUGCUCAAAGGUUUCUUGUUCCAGAAAGUUUAUAACGUUGCAGUUUUAAAGAUUUUGAUAUAUAUGUUGUACAAUAUUAUUAUAAAGAGGUUUAUGUGUCUUUGAAGAAUGAUCAGUAUUUCUAAACGAUUUGCUCACUUUUACUGUUAAAACUUUCCUUUUUGCACUUCCCAACCUAUGGGAACUGUGUUGCAUAUUUACUGUUAAUUUUUCCUUUUGUGUUUUGGAGUAACGCCCGCAGGCGAUGAUUCUAUUUAUUAGGCUAUCUUGUGAAAGCUUUGUGUGCCAAAUUCGUUUCCGCUUUUCGUCAAAUGUUUUCUUCUCGUUGUAUCUGUGUUACACAAAUUUCAAUAAAAUGUGGAAAAGAU
Molecule: messenger RNA, 3323 nt
Organism: Magallana angulata
Lineage: Eukaryota; Metazoa; Mollusca; Bivalvia; Ostreida; Ostreidae
Exons: 9
Coding region: 121-2577 (818 amino acids)
Cellular component (GO): centrosome
Source: RefSeq, a predicted model, not a curated record